This is a messenger RNA of Anoplophora glabripennis (Asian longhorned beetle), 5094 nucleotides long. RefSeq names its product cadherin-99C. Gene Ontology annotation, biological process: homophilic cell-cell adhesion. The coding region runs from base 313 to 4980 and encodes 1555 amino acids. Gene Ontology annotation, cellular component: plasma membrane. Lineage: Eukaryota; Metazoa; Arthropoda; Insecta; Coleoptera; Cerambycidae. The record is from RefSeq and is a predicted model, not a curated record. The transcript has 22 exons. Gene Ontology annotation, molecular function: calcium ion binding.
UGUAUUUACCUGUCCAGUCAACCUAUCUGGAUCGGACGUAAGACACCGCUAUACUCGUUUCCAACGAACAAGACAGGUGCGGCGGUAAAACUACGGUAUUUUCACGAAUUUCAGUGCGAGACAGUACUCUUCCACGCAUAAUAUGCGUGCUAUACAGUGUGUUACAUAAAAACGUUGGAAGUGAAGUGAUUGUGUAUACUUACAAUCUAUACUUUAGAGAGGAUGAAGUAGAUAAUCGGAAUCUGUGAUAGAUCCUUGGGAUUAUAUGGAUAUACAAUUUUCUUCCCUACAUUUCACUCAAAGAUCACUCGAAUGGAUUUUCUUCAGAUAGCAUACACAAUAUGUCUUCUACUGUAUUUGCCAAGCACGAGAGCAGCAGGAUUAUGUGAAUUGGAGACGGGGGAGUCAAACAUCAUCCUAGACAUAGAAGAAAGCAGAGAAUCAUCCGUUAGUCAAGAAACCACCCCACCAGAGUUACCGAUCUCAGGCGAACCAAACGUCGAUAUAUUCCUGGAUCUUUCCUUUCCAAAAGGGCCACCGAUCUUCUUCCUGAACGGGAAGAAGCUCCAGUUGCUCUCCCCCCUCGACAGGGACGAAGAAAAUCUGUCGCAUAUCGUGUUCCAGCUAAUAUGCACCGUAAAAGCCACCCACAAGAAGAGGACCGUCCCUGUGAUCGUAAGACUGACCGACAUCAACGACAACGCGCCCCAGUUCGUCAACACUCCAUACGAGACCAGCAUAUCGGAGCUGACGCCAGUUGGGACGACCAUAUUUCAGAACAUCGUCGCUAAAGAUAAAGACACCGGAGUCAACGCACUUGUGGAGUACUCGAUAGUCAAAGCCGACAGCUUGCCACCAGAUGAAGGAAUAGGACGAGAUCGCAUCCACAGCGAGGACGGCUUCGGCUUCUUCGCCAUCAACCUACCGCAUCAGGGUCAAGUUACGGUCAAUAGGACGCUGGACUUCGAAAAGACACAGAGAUAUUACGUCACAGUCGUCGCUACGGAUCGAGCUAGAGACGAAUCCCAACGACUAUCCUCCACCACCACUUUGACAGUGAACAUCAAGGACGAUGACGACCUGCCUCCAUCUUUUAUAUACAAGGGAUGCAUGCUUCUGGAUGGCUCCUGUAUCAACCCGGAAUAUACAGCAUCGGUGUCCAGCGGCGUUUUGCAAGGUAUUCUCAACAUAUCUCCCGAGAAAAUCCAAGCAGUGGACAUGGAUACCAUCAACUCGCCCAUCCGCUAUUCCUUCGUCAGCGGUACUCCGGAUUCCUACGGCGAAUACUUCCGGAUAGACCAGGAAACUGGAGCAGUGCACCAGACCAAGCCCGUGGAUACGUCGACCACGAAAAAGUUCGAGAUUAUCAUCAAGGCCCAGGAGGUUUCUGAAGCCAAAAGAUCAACGACGGCCAAAUUAUUUAUCACCGUUAAACCAGUGGAUGCUCAUCCUCCGGAAAUACAGCUGUCUUCAGUAGAGGGGUACGUGGACGAAAACUCACCCAUAGGGGAGAAAGUGCUGGAUUCGAACGGGCGACCUCUGGUGGUCACAGUUGAAGAUAAAGAUUUUGGCCCUGGAGACCCCAAGCCAUCCUACACCUUCGAACUCACAACCCCCUAUUUCGCGAUAAACAAAGAGAACCAGAUAAUAGUCAACGAAAACAACUUGGACCGAGACCCACCCAACCCGGGAAAGUUCAAAUUCCAAGUAGUAGCCCGCGAGAAAAACGGCAUCGCCGCCAGUCCGCCAACUUCCGUAACGGUGCACCUCAGGGACGUCAACGACAACCCCCCAGUGCUCCCCAUCAUCCCCCCGGUCUCAGUACCAGCAGGGGACGUAAAAAGAAAAGUCACGACGAUUCAAGCCGCGGAUAACGACGAGGGAGAAAACGCAGAAGUCAGGUACUCCAUCUACCACGUCUCCAACAACGGGAACAACAAAUUCGUGAUCAAUCCGACGACUGGGGAACUGGAAACCGUAGGGAAAUUGAACGCGGGGGAUCAGUAUAGCCUCACGGUGCAAGCCACCGAUAAAGGAGGGUUGUACAGUCAGGCCAUUGUUGAAGUUACCAUAAGCCCAGGGCCCAAUACUCAAGCGCCUGUUUUCGAGCAGUCCGUGUAUGACAUUGAAGUUAGUGAGGGCGCUACUAUCAACUCGACUGUAGCCACAAUAGCGGCAUCUGAUCCAGAAGGAGACCCAGUCACUUACUCAAUCGUCUCUGGCAACGAUCUAAGGCAGUUUGCAAUAGGCUCCAAGACCGGCAUCAUGACCAUCAUCAGGCAACUGGAUCGGGAAGACUUGAACAGGUACCAACUGAUGAUAAAGGCGGAGGACUCAGGCAAGUUAUCCAGUACAGUGACUGUCAACAUCAAAGUGACCGACAUCAACGACAAGAACCCCGAGUUCGUGGGCGACCCCUACAAGUUCAGCGUGAAAGAAGGCCUCAAUAGGACCUCAGUGGGCUUCGUACACGCCGAUGACGCGGACGAGGGAAUCAACGCGCGGGUUACCUACCUCAUCCCAGCGGAUCUGCCCUUCGACGUAGACAACGAGACUGGUGAAAUUACCACGAACCGCCCACUGGAUUACGAGACCCAGAAGGAAUACCAGUUCGUGGUCACCGCUAAGGAUGGGGCGCCAGACCCGAGGAUAGCCACUGCGACUGUGUCGAUUGAAGUGAUUGACGUUGAGGACGAACUUCCAGUUUUUGUUAAGCCCAAAUACGAAGCCACCGUUCCGGAGAACAUGCCUGAUUACUUUGUGGCGGAAGUGAAGGCUGAAGAUCCAGACACUAUCAAGAAAAUCACCUACGUCAUCCAUCAAGGUCCGACUGACCUCUUCAGAAUCGAUGAAAGUACCGGGGAAAUCUUCACCUCCAGAGGAUUGGACUAUGAGAAAGACAGCCAACACGUGCUUGUGAUAGGAACCUUGGAAAAUAUGUCCAGCGAUAAGGGAAGCACCACUAAAGUCGUUGUGAACGUGGAGGACCGAAACGACAUCCCUCCAGUGUUCACAAUCAUCCCCCACCCCAUCACCUUGGAAGACGACGUGACAAUCGGAACCACCGUCAUCACCUUGGUAGCGACCGACUCAGAUGGAACUGCGCCUGGCAACAAAGUCCGGUACGAGAUUAUCGGAAGAGGAAAAUCGUCGAAGUACUUUCAGAUAGACCCAGACACUGGAGUUUUACGUGUGACUAACGACUUAAAGAAAGAAGUUGAUACGGAGUACCAAGUCGAUGUGAGGGCGUACGACUUAGGAGAUCCUCAGUUAUCCUCAGUGAUCACCGUGGAUGUUUACAUCCAACAUGUGGCCACUGUUGCUCCAGAGGUAGGUCUACGCUUUGCGGAUACGUCGUACAGCUUUCAAGUCCCGGAAAAUGCAACCACUGGGUAUAGAAUCAAAACACUUACCAUCGUCAACAGCAGGACCCACGGAGCGAACAUUCCCUUGAAGUGCCAGAUUAUUUCCGGAAAUAAAGAAGGAAAAUUUUUUAUUAACGUUACGGAGGAACGAAACUGCGCCUUGUACUUAAACGAUACGGUGGACUAUGAAACGCAAGAAUCGUACGAGUUCGAGGUGGAGAUCAUGUCUUUGCAAGGUUUUAUAAACAAGGAAUUCGCCAUAGCCCAAAUCACAGUCAACGUAGUGGAUGUCAACGACAACAAGCCGUAUUUCAUUUUCCCCAGUACGGAAACAAAAAAGUACUUCGCUGCCAUAUCAACGAACUCGCCUUUAUCCACGACGGUCACCCAAGUCAAAGCGGACGACAAGGACAGCGGGAAAUUCGGGAAAAUCAAGUAUUCUCUGUCCGGGAACUACAGCGACGAAUACUUUGUAAUAGACGCUACCACUGGCAUCAUAAGGACUAAAAAAUCGUUCCAAGACGUAGAACAAACAGUGUUACCCUUCCAGUUAAGUGCUAAAGCUCGCGACAAUCCCAAUUCCACCGUAGACUUCUUCGAAACCGAAGCACCUGUCGUUGUGAAUUUGAUUUCACAAGUAAACAGGAUAAUAAUGGUGAUAGGCGACGCGAAACCCGACUUGGUGCAAUCCAAAUUGGACGACAUAGCCCGGAUUAUCCAAGAGCAAUCCGGACUGGUCGUCGGGGUGGAAAAACUGACCGCAAGGGAGUUCAUAGGCGGCAACGGUACUCUGGAGACGGACCAAGCAGCGACUGACGUGUGGUUUUACGUCGUUGAUCCUGAAACUGAAACAAUCUUGCCCCGAAACAAUUCUCUAGUCAAAAGAUUAAUUCUUGAAAAGGCGGCGAUGGACAACAUAACUUUCGACGUCACAGGUCAGAUUAAGCACAACGCUUUUACCAUACACGAACCUUUGGCUGUCCAUAAAGUGAAGAGUGCCUCCAUAGCUUCGUUCAACGGAGAGGUGUUCCCUUACGCCCUCAUCAUUAUAGGGUGCAUUAUAUUCGUUUUAGGGAUAGUAGGGAUCAUCUACAUAUGCAUCUCUUGGUCCAGGUACAAAUCCUACAAGGAGCAGAUGCAGCGUCAGUACACUGUCCCCGCUAGUCCCGCUAGGUACGACACCGUCUACGUAGAGCCUAAUCUCAAAGAAUACGAGACCCAGGUGUUGCAGAUGUGCGUCCCAGUGGACGACCAGGAGGAUUACAAUGACCUCCAUCUAGAUUUCAGUAACAAGAACCACGCGUUCAGUUUGGAUAAUGUCAGUUACAUUAGCAAAGACAACAAUCUCAAGAAAUACGGGCAGCAGAGCCCUGUGAGUAGCGAGUCGGCUACAACGGCUAGGGCCUCCAGUGUGGGGGACGGCCAUAUUUUGUCUAAAAAUGGCGAAAAUACUCUUAGGAGGGACCAUAUAUACAAUAAUAGGUCCUCUGACGAGGACGAGAUGAACACAAGUCCUACAAAUGAAAAUGUGAUGUUUAAAGAAAAGAAAGACUACUUGAAUAUUGGUUACGCCUAUGGGGACCAUUCCCCAGUCGAAACAACGACAGAAUUGUAGAUAUUUUAUUAUUUUGUAUAGUCAGAAAUUGUAACUAAUUUAUAUUAUAAUUAUUAAGUAGACUAAAGGUUGUAGGUAUAUAACUUUUUAUAAUAAAUUUUAUUUUAUUUUUUA